This is a messenger RNA of Pseudonaja textilis, 6793 nucleotides long. It is a transcript of the gene MAN1A1, whose product is annotated as mannosidase alpha class 1A member 1. NCBI's taxonomy places the organism in Eukaryota, Metazoa, Chordata, Lepidosauria, Squamata, Elapidae. Gene Ontology annotation, cellular component: endoplasmic reticulum; Golgi membrane; extracellular exosome. Gene Ontology annotation, biological process: carbohydrate metabolic process; mannose trimming involved in glycoprotein ERAD pathway. Gene Ontology annotation, molecular function: mannosyl-oligosaccharide 1,2-alpha-mannosidase activity; calcium ion binding. The record is from RefSeq and is a predicted model, not a curated record.
AUGCCAGCCGUCAGCUUGCUGCCGCUUUUCGGCAGCCCCGCGAACCCGGGCCCUUUGGGGGGCUCCUUAGGCGGGGGGCCUUUGGGGGGCCCCGGGAGCCGGAAAGGGCCCGGCCCCAGCGGUGCGUUCCGACUGACAGAAAAGUUCGUGCUGUUGCUGGUCUUCAGCGCUUUCAUCACGCUUUGCUUCGGGGCCAUCUUCUUCCUGCCGGACUCCCCCAAAUUGCUUAGCGGCGUCUUCUUCCACUCGACCACCCUCCAACAGCCGCCGCCGCCGCUGCCCGCCCAGGGCGAUCCACACGCCCCGCCACCGGCGGGGGCCGGGAGUAGCAGCAGUUUCGGGGCCGGCUCGGCGGCGGCGGAGGAAGCGGCGGAGAACUUAGCGAAGAUCCGCGAGGAUCACGAGCGCGCUUUGCGAGAGGCGAAAGAGACUCUGCAAAAGCUGCCCGACGAGAUCCGCAGGGACAUCCACCAGGACAAGGUGAAGCUUCUCCUGCAGGACAAGUUGGGCCGGGGAGAGCCGGGGGCUCCCGGAUUGCCUGACCUGCCUUUCCGCAAACCUAUCGGGGCCGUCGGAACGGAACCCAACGAUCCCGCCAUCCAGCAGAAAAGAGAAAAGAUCAAAGAGAUGAUGAGCCAUGCCUGGAAUAAUUACAAACAUUAUGCCUGGGGAUUAAAUGAAUUGAAACCCAUAUCAAAACAAGGACACUCAAGCAAUUUAUUUGGUAAUAUUCAAGGAGCAACUAUCGUUGAUGCCUUAGAUACUCUGUAUAUCAUGGAAAUGAAAGAAGAAUUCAAAGAAGCCAAAGAGUGGGUAGAAAAAAACCUUAAUUUUAAUGUGAAUGCAGAAAUCUCAGUUUUUGAAGUAAACAUCCGUUUUGUUGGAGGAUUACUUUCAGCAUACUAUCUUUCUGGAGAAGAGAUAUUCCGAAAAAAAGCAGUAGAACUAGGAGAAAAGUUACUUCCAGCUUUUAAUACCCCCACAGGAAUUCCUUGGGCAUUAUUAAAUAUCAAAAGUGGCAUUGGUCGAAACUGGCCCUGGGCAUCAGGUGGAAGCAGUAUUUUGGCAGAAUUUGGAACACUCCAUUUGGAGUUCAUACAUUUAAGCUACUUAUCUGGAAAUCUGCUGUUUGCUGAAAAGGUUAUGAACAUUCGAAAAGUGUUAAAUAGAUUAGAUAAACCAGAAGGACUUUACCCUAAUUAUUUAAAUCCCAACAGUGGUCAAUGGGGCCAGCAUCAUGUCUCUGUUGGAGGACUUGGAGAUAGUUUUUAUGAAUAUUUGCUGAAAGCAUGGUUGAUGUCUGAUAAGACAGAUGAAGAAGCCAAGGAAAUGUAUUAUAAUGCUGUUCAGUCCAUAGAAACCCAUCUAAUCAGGAAAUCCAGCAAUGGGUUAAUGUACAUUGCUGAGUGGAAAGGUGGCCUCCUUGAACACAAAAUGGGUCAUCUCACUUGUUUUGCUGGAGGGAUGUUUGUUCUGGGUGCAGAUGGAGCACCAGCUGAUCAAACUGGACAUCACACUGAACUUGGAGCUGAAAUUGCCCGCACAUGUCAUGAAUCUUAUGAUCGUACAGGCAUGAAAUUGGGGCCAGAAGCUUUCCGAUUUGAUGGUGGAGUUGAGGCAAUUGCUACCAGACAGAAUGAAAAAUAUUACAUCUUACGUCCUGAAGUUAUAGAAACUUAUAUGUAUAUGUGGCGAUUCACUCAUGACCCCAAGUACCGGCAGUGGGGUUGGGAAGCUGUAGAGGCAUUGGAAAAAUAUUGCAGAGUAGAUGGUGGUUAUUCUGGCCUUAGGGAUGUUUACAGCAAUCGUAAAAGCCAUGAUGAUGUGCAACAGAGUUUCUUCCUUUCAGAAACGCUCAAGUAUUUAUAUUUAUUAUUCUCUGAAGAUGAUAUUCUUCCGUUUGAACAUUGGGUCUUUAAUACGGAGGCACACCCUCUCCCGAUUAUUAAAAGAGGAAAAGAGGAAAAAGAUAGCAAAUAAAGCUGUUUGAAUUUUAUUUGGCAUAUUAAUUUUAUUUGGCUGUUAAUUUUCUAGCUGGCAUUUUUUUAGUUUUAAACCAGGUUCUGUUUCAUGUUUUGUUUGAUUCUUGUUUUUUUGUUUGUUUGUUUUUGCAGUCUGCUAUCAACCUGGCAAUUUUUCUCAAGGGACCUAACAUUAUUAAUAUUUAUGUUUUCCCAGAAUGUAACAUGUCAUCUCUAGUUUUUGUUGACCAUCAGUAUAAUGAGUACUUGGUCAAAUAGAAUACAGAAUUCAUCGUAUUACUUACUUUUUACUUUAUGUUUAGACUGCAAAAUUGUUUUCUCCUCUGUGAGGAGAUGUCUGCUUUAAGCUGUAAUACUUUGCUGUGUUGCAAAAAGCCAUAAAGAAUUAAGUACGAAGAGCUUUUUUCUUUUUAAAUCUGCUCCAGUGGGAUUUGUCUGAUCAGUGGAGACAAAUCGAACUGUGACAGCCUCUUCUUAUGCGGGUCUAUCAUUAAUUGGUAAUCAGAAUACUUAGAAAGAUGUACUAUUUGUAUAAACCAGAUAUAGUUUUAUCUUAUCUGUAUAUACCAUUACAUUGAACUGUGGCUUGUGUUAGAAGCCUAGAUUAUGACAUCUUUUUCACAUAUUUACAUAUCAAGCCUAACCACAAAUAACUUUGAUGCCCAUCUAUUUCUUUGUCUCUGAAUUUGUUUCAUAAACAACUGUGAAAUUGGGUUGACAUUUGGACAUGGCUUCACAGAUACCCUUUGAGGCUGCACAGUUCUCAAAGCCUGUCUUGGUGAAAAUAGAGCUUCAGCAGUAUUUUCACCGAAAGGAAAAAUCUGUUUCCUGUAAAACUUCAGUUGUUAUGCAAGAUGAAUUAAUCUAAUGUGUGAUAUCCUUUUUGUGCUUUCAAAUUUGUCCUAUUUAGAGAUUGGUUAGUCCAAUUCUAUAAAGUCUGUUGUUGCUAUUUCCAACAUUCCAUUAGCUUUUUCUUCCACAUGACAGAUAUUGGGCACAAUGACGUGGAAAGAGGAGGAUAAUAUACCUCAGAGGUACCAUAUUUUAGAAGUUCACAUUAUGUGGCUCUAAUUCUCCCUUGAAAGAAUUGGCCACAGUACUUUAAUGCUUUACUGCAGGGGGCGGGGGAACCUAAACUGUUCCCUACUUUAUCAAAGUGAUAAUAUUGACUGGUUUUGUUUUUUUAGUUUUGUUAUGGAAUGGUUUUUUUCCUGUUUACAUGUUUCUGUAAAUAUUAUAGUUUUAAUAAGCAACAGUAAACAAUGUGAGUAGGGAUGAACUUUAUAUGAUAUGUCAUGUUUAGCAACCUUCAUGUAACGAAGCAAAAUUUUGUUGAAAAGAAAGCUGGGGAUUGAUGUACAACAGAAAGGAACCUGUUGUGUUAGCCUUUCUUCAUUGUGCAGCUUUUAAAACUGAAUUUUGUCUAUCCUCUAGUCCUAAAAGUUUCAUUGCAGUCCUAAAAAUUGUAUUUACUAUACAGUGAUACAUCCUCCUACCUGGACACUCAAAUCAGUUUACACCAUUACUGCAAGUAGGUUUAUGCUAUCAAAUUUAGCUAUCCAGGUUUUGAGCCAAGAUAAGAGGACUAAUUAUAAAAGUUGCAUAAAUUUACUCCCUGAUCCACAGACAAUCUGAUGAUACAUAAUGUCGUGAGUGUCUGCAGUGAAGUGAGACUUUUCAAAACUUGCUACACCUCAGUACAAAUAGUUUCUUCUGCACUAUGGCUUAGUCAUGCUACAGUGCUGCUGCAACAUCACAACUCUAUUUAUGAACCCUAUGGAUGAACAUAUUGUGCUGGGUUUUAGAUUUGGCCAUAAUGAUGAUCUGGUAGGCUGAAUAGGGAGAACCACAGCAAUGAUUCCCUUUCAUGCCCCUAUACUCCCAAUUUUAUCUGAAUCUUUUUCUGUGACUCUCUGUGCCAGUUUGCAUAUUACGUUUCAUACCCCUCUCCAAUUCUUAAAAACUAUUCUGAAAAUCAAACAUGGCAACUGAAAAAUCAGCAAGUAAAAUUAUUGGAGGAUAUUCAUGUAUAUUUGGAACAGGAUUGUUGCAGCUAGCAAAUCAUUAUUAUAUUAAGACAUUUUUCUACAAAUGAUGUCAUUUUUUGAUCAUAUAGAACGCUGCUCACAUGCAUAUAAUUUUGAGUAUCAAACUGAAAAAAAAUGCUUCUCAUUUAUUAGGUGCUUGAAAUUUUCUGUUUGGCUCUUUACAUCCUGAAGUAUCUUCACAUUAAGUUUUUCAAAUGCUGAUUUACAGAAAAGAAAAUACAAUUUCUAUCAUGGAGCAUUGAGGGAAAUUAAUUUCUACUUUAUUUCUAGAUUUAAUGCCAAUAGAUGUAACUUGGGUAAAACAUUACAAAUUAUAUCUCACAACCUGUUUUUACAUAGGGACAGUUGAUUUUCUUGCCAUAGUAAUGGAAUAAGUAGUAAAGUUUCUUUUGGGUUAUAGUAAGUAUUAUAAUGCAGAUAUAAUAUAAAAUUAAUUACCAAAUAACAUUAACCUCUUAUCAGCAAAGAAAGUUUCUGUAGCUGCUCAGCAUGUUAACUAGUAAGACAUAUAUGCAGUAUAUAAUUACAUAGAGUGAGAAUCAAACUAUAUACUGCUGUACAGGAUUUAUUAUUAAUAUUCAUCCUGUAACAAAUCACCUGGUAUUGGUUGACCAAAAUACUUUUAAAAUCAAUGCACUUUCUGAAAGUAAGUAUAAUAGGGCAGCAAUCAUUUGUGUAGCUAAUAAUGUGCAAUAUUAUCAAUUCAAAGCCAUCACAUGAUUUUUUAAAAAAAAAUUAUGUAGCAGUUUUAAUGUAAAAAAGUGCAGUUGAUUUCCGCUUCUUAAUCUUUAUUGUCCCAACUAAAGUGCCAUUUUUACUUUCUUUGGGAGCCACCAUUGAUGGUAAAAGUCUGUUAUAACCUCUAACCUUGGAAUCCUUUUCCAAAAACACACAGUAAGUUAUUCUCCCUCCUUAUGACGCUGUGCACUGCCAUGACUUGCCUUGCAUCAUCCAACAGCUGAUAGUUAAAUUUUUAACUAUCUUCAAAAAGGUCUUGAAAUUCCUGUUUAAGACCUUUUGAAGAAUGCAUUUUGUUAAAACUUUUUAAUUUCCUAAGAGUAAACUCAUAAAACUAAAAGUGGUUACCUGGUAUGACUAUCUCUGAUGCAGUACUUCAUGUUUCUUUGUGUUGUCAGUUGUUCUCUAAGGCACUACUGUUUGGUAGGACAAUCAGUAGUCCUUUAUUGUACCAGUCCACUGUUUAUCUUCCACAUACAGUAUAUCAUGAACAUGUCAUGAAUCAUUUCCUCAUUGUUAUGUUUACAUGAAGACAUUUGGAAUAGCAAAUAAUUUGUUCCUCUUUUUAAGACUUUGCUUAAAAUUGGUAUGGGUUGGGGGGGGGGUUGUUUCUUCUUUUGUUUUGGGUUUUUGUUUUUUGUUUUUUACUUUUGUUAAUAUAAGUGUUCCAAGACUGUGUAUCAUUGGACUCAAAUAUCCUUCACAGAAAUGCUGUGUUAGGCAUUCAGCAAUCCAGUUCCAGUACUAUACCAGCUUGUUCCCAAAAAUGUGCAGUUUUUAAAAAAAAUAAAUAAAUACAAGGGAAUUAUUUCACUUAUUCUUUCUAAUCAUUAUAUUUAGUUUUGUGAUUCUGAUAUUGACUCAUAUGUGGCAUUUCCCCUCCUCUCUUUUCGCUGCCAGUCCUCCAGUGUAUAUUGCAUCAAGGUGCCAUUUGGGGUAAAUUGGACUCUGACCUGUUCACAUGUAACUUUAAGCUAUAAUAGUCUAAUUUCGAGUUCCCAUUGUGAUUUAUUUAAUAAAUCAUAGGCCAGUGAUCCAUGGCUUAAUUUAAUGUCUGUGAAGUUAAUAUUUUCCUAUAGUCAUCUUUGUCUGCUUCUAUAAAUUGAAUGGAAAAAUGAACAAUUAAAAAAUUAUACCCUCCCCCUUCCCAUCCUUUAGAGGCAAUUAAUUGCGCAUAAUCUCCUCAAACGCAGUGACUCAAAUGUUUUUAUCAAUUUCAUAUUUCUUUCUAAAGGGAGUUGUAAUUUUCUCAUAGGGGUUAUUAUUUAAAAGAGCACAAUGUUUCUAUAGUUCUAUAACUUAGAGGUAAUCAGGUUGUAUGUACAAGCUGCACUAAUGUAUCUUUUUUGUAAAGUGAUGUAAGUAGACAAAAAGAUUGUAUAUCCCUUAGAAUUGCUAAGUAAAGAAACAUUGUUUUAUAUCUUCAAAAUGGCAAAGUCGAGUUUUACAGAAAACUGCCAAAGUAUAAAGUUUCAGAUUGAUUGCCAUUUUAAAAGUUAUUGCUGAAAUCCUGAAAUUAUUUACAAUGGUGUGAAUAGCUUCAAUUAUCUUUUUUAGAAUUUAGUCACACAAGCAACUUUGGGAUUCCCUUUUAUCCUUCCAGAAAUGACUGAAUUAAUGCUGAUCUCUAUGUAUAUAGUUUAACAAUAAAGUAACUCUAUUUUUUUUAAAUGUCUUUUCCAGAUUAGACAGCAUCUAAAUUUCCAUUGCUUUUUAGCAAAAAAGCUAAAUCAGCCACAUUGAUGUGCCCAAUGUGGCUGUUCAAGAACUUAAUUUACAAAACCCUGGAAAUUCUUAAUUUAAGUGCCAUUUGCGUUGUAUGACAGCUUUAUAAUCCCAAAUGACACUUCGUUGGUAAAGUGAACUGAUCAUGCAGUCAUUUUGUUAUAAUGUUUUUGUUUGUGCAUAUUCCGCUAGUCUUUUUCCACCUUUAUAGAAAUAUCUGGUUACAAGAGAACAAAAUGCUUAAUUUUUAAGAACUAUAUUUGUAAAAAAAAUCAAUUGUGAAUAAAGUCUUUUAAUAAA